AUGCAGGGCGCGACUUACGGCAGUGUCGCGGAUCUGCCGCAGCCUCAUGCGCCUCAUGCGCCUCAUGCGCCUCAUUCACGCUGGAGAAGGUCAUUCGUCAUCGCCUUCUCUGCUCUCUGCUGCGUUGCUGUGCUUGGCGGGGCUCUGAUGCAUUAUCGGCAUCCGGCUGUGAUGGAGGAUUGUGACGAGAUCACUUGCAUGAUGAACUCUCCGACGAAGCCUCCCGGUGCUGUACCUGCUACCCCAAGGACGCUGAGACCCGACGAAGUAUCAAAACUUCAAGAGGCAUUGAAGGAAGAGCAAGGGCUUGAACAGGAGGUGCAAAGCGACAUGGCGUAUCUUGAUGGCGAAAGCAAAGUGAAUAUCAACGUUGUAAUGAAUCCAGAGGGACCCAAAGGAAAUCCUGGGCCCAUGGGUGAGCAGGGUCCGCAAGGUGAUCCAGGUAUUCCGGGACCAGUUGGAGUUGUUGGACCCCCAGGCGUGCCUGGACGCCGAGGGAUCGUUGGACCUCAAGGACCACCGGGAGCUAUCGGUCCUAAGGGAGAUCCGGGCAAACAAGGGCCCGCUGGUCCUCCUGGCCCUGCUGGACCCUCGGGCGACACAGGAGUGGAAGGACCCAAGGGAGCGAAGGGUGCUCAAGGACCCCCAGGACCCAUGGGUCCGGAACCACCUGCAGGACCACCGGGACCCAAGGGUCCUCAAGGUCCACCGGGACCUGUUGGACCAAUGGGUAUCGCAG
This is a messenger RNA of Guillardia theta CCMP2712, 739 nucleotides long. RefSeq lists its product as hypothetical. The transcript is spliced from 5 exons. NCBI's taxonomy places the organism in Eukaryota, Cryptophyceae, Pyrenomonadales, Geminigeraceae. The annotation marks the transcript as partial. The record is from RefSeq and is a predicted model, not a curated record.